This is a messenger RNA of Oppia nitens, 810 nucleotides long. RefSeq names its product prokineticin receptor 2-like. Gene Ontology annotation, cellular component: membrane. Gene Ontology annotation, biological process: G protein-coupled receptor signaling pathway. The transcript has 2 exons. Gene Ontology annotation, molecular function: G protein-coupled receptor activity. The record is from RefSeq and is a predicted model, not a curated record. Lineage: Eukaryota; Metazoa; Arthropoda; Arachnida; Sarcoptiformes; Oppiidae. Bases 1 to 810 code for a protein of 269 amino acids.
AUGAAAAGUCAAAUGAAGCACAAGAGUCGGCCAAAAGCUUUAAUGGCAAACAUAGCCCUAUCGGACACUAUAUUAACGGUCAAUACAUUAAUACCGAGAUUUGUUUUAAUGAGGCAUUUGAUUGAUAAUAAUAAUAACCCUACGAUUGGCGCAUAUAUUCUUCAAUCGUUUCACAAUUAUUUAGAUAACAUAACACUAUUUUCAACAUCACAUUCAAUGAUACUGAUAGCGUGCGACAGAUAUUAUGCUAUAACUCAUGUAUUUAAUAAUCCAUUGGAUAAAUAUUGUACUCGACAUAUAACAUUGACCACAUGGUUGUGCGCUAUCAUACUAUCGGUUCCCUUUGCAUUGACCAAUGAUGUCGAUUAUUUUAACUUCACUAAUAAUACACUCUAUUGUAUGAAAAGAAAUGAUACAUAUCUUAAUGAUAUCCUAUCAAACAGAGCCUACACACUAAGCACUCGUAUAUUCGGUAUGUCCAUCAACUUCAUUGUACCGACACUACUUGUCACGUGGUUUACCACUCAAAUGAUCAAUGCAUUGGUAUUUAGUGAUAACAUUACCCAACAUCAUGUCUCCGGUCGAAAAGUAAAUCGCUACUUUACAGUUAAAAGUCAGUCUCCGUGUGGUUUAACUCCCGGCUAUUACUUCUUUUAUGUGACAUUUCGUACGACUAAUUCACUCAAUUCAGUCAUAUUUUUCUGGUUGAGCUCUAGCUUUAGGAAACAAUGCUUUCAAUUAUUUAAAACAAAAGACAACACAACAACUUCACGGAUGAGGACGUCAUCCACAGAAAUACUGUUUAUUUAA